AUGAAGAGGCGCUCCUCCGGGUCGGCCGACGACGGUGACGAAUCCUCCCUCGACUCCGAUGUUCCCGACCCCGAUCCUAAUUCAAAAACGCGCAUAUCACCCGCGCGAGCUCGAAGACCGAGUAGUCUUAAUUGGAAGCCCUCCAACGAUCGCAAUGGCAGAAACGGCCAGCCUCGCGAAGAGCCUCGCCAAACCACCGCCCUAAAGCCCACCUCUCUUGCAGCACCAUCAACCCCCGACAUGGCUCUCGCUAGGACACCGACACAGUCUCCGUCGCCGAAUCGACGCAUACCCCGUCCACGGUUCUCCAUCGUUGUUUUGCUCAUUUCUGCAUUGGGUAUCGUCAUUCUUAUCAGUAUCCUAAGGUCUCUUGUGACCAGUCAACUCGAUCCAAAGGGUUGCCGGAUGUCGUACAUGCGCCCAUCAUAUGUGCGCUUCACCGAGUUUGAUACGGAGCAUACACGCUUUGCAACCAAGUAUUCCUUGUAUCUAUAUCGAGAACAAGGCAUAGAGCCACCGGACAAGCUUCUGGGCAUCCCUGUCUUGUUCAUCCCCGGAAACGCAGGCAGCUACAAGCAGGUCCGUCCAAUCGCUGCCGAAGCUGCAAAUUACUUUCACAAUAGCCUUCAGCACGAUCAUGGGACUCUUGAUGCCGGCGUCCGGAGUUUAGAUUUCUUUACCGUGGAUUUCAACGAGGAUAUCACAGCAUUUCAUGGCCAGACGCUUCUCGACCAAGCCGAAUACCUUAAUGAAGCUGUUCGCUACAUACUGUCGCUUUACUCUGACCCCCAACGCGCAACUCGAGGGGGCCACCUCCCUGAUCCGACAUCAGUUAUCGUUUUGGGACACUCUAUGGGCGGAGUGGUCGCAAGAGCUAUGCUUGUUCAGCCUAAUUACCAAACGAAUUCGAUCAACACCAUUAUCACAAUGUCGGCACCGCAUGCUCGGCCCCCUGUCACUUUUGACGGGCAAAUAGUUCAAAUUUACGAUGAGAUCAACGAUUAUUGGCGUCAGGCUUAUUCGCAAAAAUGGGCAAACAACAACCCUUUGUGGCAUGUUACUCUGGUUUCAAUCGCCGGCGGUGGGUUAGACACGGUGGUUCCAUCAGAUUAUGCAAGUCUCGAGUCUCUGGUCCCUCCAACACAUGGUUUCACUGUCUUCACAACCGGUAUACCGACUGUCUGGACAAGUAUGGACCACCAGGCUAUUCUUUGGUGCGACCAGUUUCGGAAAGUCAUCACCAAGACUCUCUAUGAUAUCGUCGAUGUUCAUCGAGGAUCGCAAACUAAGCCGCGAGCUGAUCGAAUGAAGACUUUCAAAAAGCGAUUUCUGACAGGAAUGGAGCCAACUAUGGAAAAGGACUUGCCACUGAAAGAAGCCACCACUCUUCUGACAUUGAGCGACGACUCAAACUCGAUUCUUCCAGCAGGACAGCGGCUCGUCCUUAGUCAAAUUGGCCAGCAGCCGAAGCCUCGAGCUCAUCUGCUUCCCAUCCCACCGCAGGGAUCUCCCGAGGUCCGACGAUUCACUGUUCUUACGGAUGCUGCUUUAGACGAAGCUGGUGAAAAUGGCAAGUUGGAAGUCUUGUUCUGCAGCGUAUUCCCCUUCCAGUCUGGGCAAGCCACAUCGCUAUAUCCAUUCCAAAUUGAUCUCUCAACCGACGAUGGUGGUUCGACCAGGCUUGCUUGUAAGAACGCUGCUUCAGACCGGAUUCUGCUGCCUGCGUCCACAGCCUCGUCUAGAUAUCCUUUCUACCUCGACCGAGAGCGAGAAAUUGUCCCUUUCUCAUACCUUCAAUAUGAUCUCGACCAGCUGCCCGAUCACCAAUUUGUGGCUAUUAUAGAGAAGUCUGUUUCAAGCACGCGCAGUUUCUUGAUUGCCGAGUUCAGCGAUCAGUCUGCGUUUUCGAAGAAAGAAGACACUAGUCUAGCGAAACUACUUUUAUCUGGAAUCACCGUGGACCUGCCUGCAAACCGGCCUCUGACUACAGAGGUCAACAUCGCCUCGUUGCAGUCGGCUCUUCUUGCCUACAAGCUGGAAAUCACAAGUCCCCAUUGCCAAGCUGAAAAGGCCCUCUUCAGCCCUUUGGUCCGACAAUAUCUUGAUCGGCCAUACGAGUCCAAGUAUUUUGUCAAUGCUCAGUCUGUCGAUGUCAGUUUGCAUGGCGUGGCUCCCUAUCUCCCUCCGUCGCUGGAAUCUGGGGCUGAAAAGGGGGUUUCCUUUCAAGUUUGGACAGAUCCUUCAUGCGGCUCAAAUAUUCACCUUCAAAUCAAGCCUGAUUUCUGGGGCAGCCUCGGCAAGCUCUACAUGAGGUACCGGACCGUCUUUGCCGCUUUCCCUAUGUUAACUGUUGCUCUCGUUUUGCGCAAGCAGUUCCGUGUUUACGACAGCUCAGGAGUUUUCAUCUCAUUCUCACAGAGUCUGGAUUUGUGUCUCCGUCAGUCGAUACCGCUACUGCUCGUAUCACUGACGCUCUUGUCGAUGUCAAUGGAAGGGGUUCCAGCUACCUGGUUCGGCAGAUGGUGGUUCCAAGCGCCUGCUGCGCCCUUAUCCAUUGACUUUCAUCGCCACGACAUUCUUAUUGGGACGGACGAUCCCUUCUUCUGGUUUCUUGUUCCCCUGAUUGGUGUCGUUUGCAUUGGUGUUUGUGCCAUGGUUCACUACGUGACCAAAGUCUUCACGCACGUCCUUGGCGUCCUUUAUUGGGCUCUAACCCUACUCUCCCUCUCAAGCGGAGUUGAAGAGGAUGGAGUGGCGAGAACACCUGCAUUUGUCCCGUCAACUCCCAAGAGGCGCAUGAUCACUACAGCCAUUCUGCUGUUCCUCGUCUGGACAUUCAUUCCCUACCAAUUUGCCUACCUGGUGGCAUGCCUGGUGCAGCUUUUCACGGUGAUACGAGCUCUUCGUAUCAACGAAAAUGCCCCUUCGGAUGCAAACUCGAAUUACUACCACUAUGCACACUCUGUCCUGCUUCUAAUGCUGUGGAUUCUCCCGAUCAACCUACCCAUCCUAGCAGUAUGGAUUCGCAACUUGGCUGUUCAUUGGCUCACGCCAUUUUCUUCACACCAUAAUGUUCUUUCAAUAAUGCCUUUCAUCCUUCUUGUGGAGAAUCUGACAACAGGCAAGAUGGUACCCCAAGUUGGUAGACUUUUUGGUUAUGUAACAAGCCUGCUUCUUUUCGCGACAGCGCUCUACGCCGCCAUGUAUGGGAUCUCUCACGCGUAUAUGCUUCACUACUUGGUGAACAUCAUUGCUGCUUGGCUAGUCGUGUUGCAUUCUACUAAGGACCCCUUCUCCCUAAGCGGACUCGGCGCGAUUUUUGAAAGCAGCCCAACGGAGGAACACAAAAAGUCCAAAACUUCUUUAUGA
This is a messenger RNA of Fusarium proliferatum ET1, 3369 nucleotides long. RefSeq names its product putative sphingosine-1-phosphate lyase. The record is from RefSeq and is a predicted model, not a curated record. Gene Ontology annotation, molecular function: phosphatidylinositol deacylase activity. Gene Ontology annotation, cellular component: endoplasmic reticulum. Gene Ontology annotation, biological process: endoplasmic reticulum to Golgi vesicle-mediated transport; GPI anchor metabolic process. Lineage: Eukaryota; Fungi; Ascomycota; Sordariomycetes; Hypocreales; Nectriaceae. The transcript is spliced from 2 exons. The coding region runs from base 1 to 3369 and encodes 1122 amino acids.